Messenger RNA from Morus notabilis, 1766 nucleotides. RefSeq names its product BTB/POZ and MATH domain-containing protein 3. NCBI's taxonomy places the organism in Eukaryota, Viridiplantae, Streptophyta, Magnoliopsida, Rosales, Moraceae. The record is from RefSeq and is a predicted model, not a curated record. Gene Ontology annotation, molecular function: protein binding. Bases 229 to 1482 code for a protein of 417 amino acids. The transcript has 4 exons. Gene Ontology annotation, biological process: protein ubiquitination.
CCCAAUUUUCCAAAACCCGAAAAAGGGACAAAACCACCGGUUACAAAAACAAAAGAAGAAGUAAUCUCUCCAACUUCUCUCCAAUCCCCUACCUCUCCGGCCACCGUACAAUUCGCACGAUUUACAGGUUGGAAAUCGGUUCCGCCGCUCAACCCUGCAAUUCGCCGCCUUAAGCGGUGGAAUGUAGGAGGAAGAAGAAGAAAGGAAGGAGCUUUUUGAUCAUUAGCCAUGGCGAAUUCGAAUAGGCACCCACGGGUGGAGGUCGAACCGGAGCCGGAGACGGGGCCGUCGUGCUCGAGGUCGGUGAGCGAGACGGUGAACGGGUCGCACCGGUUCACGAUCAAGGGGUACUCUCUGGCAAAGGGCAUGGGCGCGGGGAAAUACAUCGCUAGCGACACCUUCACGGUGGGAGGCUACGACUGGGCGAUCUACUUCUACCCCGAUGGGAAGAACCCCGAGGACAAUUCCAUGUACGUUUCGGUGUUCAUCGCGCUGGCCAGCGACGGCACCGAUGUCAGGGCUUUGUUCGAGUUGACUCUCGUUGACCAGACCAAGAACGGGAAGGAUAAGGUCCACAGCCACUUCGAUCGCGCGCUGGAGAGUGGGCCCUACACUCUGAAGUACAGAGGCAGUAUGUGGGGGUACAAACGCUUUUUCAGAAGAGCAGCUGUAGAAACUUCUGACUAUCUAAAGGAUGAUUGUCUUGUAAUGAAGUGCACUGUUGGAGUUGUCAGAACUCACCUUGAGGGACCAAAACAGUUUGCCAUUCCUGUACCACCAUCAGACAUGGGGCGAGGGCUUAAGGACUUGCUAAGUUCUGAAGUUGGUUGUGACAUAGUUUUUCAUGUGGGGGACGAAAGUUACAAAGCCCAUAAGUUGAUACUUGCUGCUCGUUCUCCUGUGUUUAGAGCUCAGUUUUUUGGACUUGUUGGGGAUCCUAGCGUAGAUAAAGUAGUGGUGAAAGAUGUUGAGCCUUUUAUUUUUAAGGCGAUGCUUCUGUUUAUUUACAGUGACAAACUUCCUGAUGUGUAUGAGGUUAUGGGCUCAUCGUCUAUGUGCUCAUUCACUGUUAUGGUGCAGCAUCUCUUGGCUGCUGCUGACCUGUAUAAUCUUGAUCGACUUAAAUUGUUAUGUGAAUCAAAAUUGUGUGAAGAAAUCAAUACUGAUACUGUUGCAACCACACUUGCCCUGGCUGAGCAACAUCAUUGUCCACAGCUCAAGGCUAUGUGUUUGAAAUUCGCGGCAAAUCCAGCAAACUUGGGAGCGGUAAUGCAAUCGGAAGGGUUCAAGCAUUUAGAGGAAAGCUGUCCCUCAAUGCUGUCGGAGUUGUUGAAGACAUUUGCCUCAGUGGAUGAAAAUUCGACGCUUUCAGGUAGGAAGAGGACCGGCAGCACCAUAGGGCUAGAUCUGCCAGUGGAUGGUAAUGGGGCUCCAGCAGAAUCGGCUAAUCCCAAUGGCAGGCGUGUGAGGCGGCGAGUUUAGUGCGCGUAAUUUGCUCUUAGGUGAGGCAAAUCUUGAACAAACCUUCAGUCAUGAAUAGGAAGUUACUUAUAGCGAGUCAUCUAUCUUUGGUCCUACCUGGUCCUUCGAAAAGUUUCUAUGCCUUGAUGGUUGCAGAAGUUUGUUCAGUUUGCCCUUAUGCUUAGGUUUAAUCAGGAAUCUUUCGGCACUAAGUAUAAUAGUUUUAAUGGUUUGGUUGUGUUUACUAUUUGGUGUAAUAAAACAUUGUUUUCCUGAUCUAUAUUUUCAGACCAUACCAUUUAUUA